Molecule: messenger RNA, 2712 nt
Organism: Amblyraja radiata (thorny skate)
Lineage: Eukaryota; Metazoa; Chordata; Chondrichthyes; Rajiformes; Rajidae
Exons: 6
Coding region: 1-2712 (903 amino acids)
Source: RefSeq, a predicted model, not a curated record
AUGGUAGGGUCACAGGCUCAGUUUGCUACUCAUUCUGGACAAGAAAUCACACAAUCCAACUCUUUUCAAAUUCAGAGCAAAUCUGCCUCAACAACUGUGAACGAGAUUGUGAUCAAACCUGCCAGCGUUGGUUUUCAGAAUCCUGUUUGCAAGAAUGAUAAAACGGCAAUUGUGUGUAGACAAAAUCUUGGCACAGCAGAAUCCGUCAAGAGAAAAACAGAAAGCACCCAUCAAGCCCAAAGUGAUGCACAACCCAACAAAAAGACUCAAAGCACAGGAACUAAGCGCAAUGUAAAUAAAAAUCAGCCAAAGCAUAUUGAUGUGGAGCAACCCCAGGGAAAACCUGUAACUCGUGACAUGGUGGAGUCACAGGCCCAGUUUGCUACUCAUUCUGUGAACGAGGCUGUGACCAAACCUGAUGGUAGCAAUGUCAGUUUACAGGAUCCUGUAGUGAUUGGUAAUACAACUGUACCUCAAACAUCGCAGAGACUGUCUACAAGAUCUAGAAAUUCAAUUAGCAGGUUUACUGAGGACAAUUCAGCUGCAUUCAAACAAUGCCACAGUGUUUUGCCUAUCUCUCACGCUGAAGGAAGCAACAUCGAGAGGCUGGUUUGCAAGAAUGAUAAAAUGGCUACUAUGAGUAGUCAUGUUCUUGACAUAUCAGCAUCCCUUAAGAGAAAAACAGAAAGCACCCAUCAAGCCAAAAGUGGUGCACAACCCAAGAAAAAGACUCAAAGCACAGGGACUAAGCGCAAUAUAAAUAAAAAUCAGCCAAAAAAUAUUGAUGUGGAGCAACCCCAGAGAAGACCUAAAACUCUUGACAUGGUGGAGUCACAGGCCCAGUUUGCUACUCAUUCUGGACAAGAAAUCACACAAUCCAACUCUUUUGAAAUUCAGAGCAAAUCUGCCUCGACAACUGCGAACGAGAUUGUGACCAAACCUGCCAGCGUUGGUUUUCAGAAUCCUGUAGUCAUUGGUAAUACAACUGUACCUCAAACAUCGCUGAGACGGUCUGGAAGAACUAGAAAUUCAUUUAGUGGGUUUACUGGCCAAGCUGAGGACAAUUCAGCUAGAUCCAAACAAUGCCAACGUGUUUUGUCCAUCUCUCACCCUGAAGGAAGCAACAUCGAGAGGCUGGUUUGCAAGAAUGAUAAAACGGCAAUUGUGAGUAGACAAAAUCUUGGCACAGCAGAAUCCGUCAAGAGAAAAACAGAAAGCACCCAUCAAGCCCAAAGUGAUGCACAACCCAACAAAAAGACUCGAAGCACAGGAACUAAGCGCAAUGUAAAUAAAAAUCAGCCAAAGCAUAUUGAUGUGGAGCAACCCCAGAGAAGACCUAAAACUCUUGACAUGGUGGAGUUACAGGCUCAGUUUGCUACUCAUUCUGGACAAGAAAUCACACAAUCCAACUCUUUUGAAAUUCAGAGCAAAUCUGCCUCGACAACUGUGAAUGAGAUUGUGACCAAACCUGCCAGCGUUGGUUUUCAGAAUCCUGUAGUCAUUGGGAAUACAACUGUACCUCAAACAUCGCUGAAACAGUCUGGAAGAACUAGAAAUUCAUUUAGUGGGUUUACUGUCCAAGCUGAGGACAAUUCAGCUAGAUCCAAACAAUGCCAAAGUGUUUUGCCUACCUCUCACCCUGAAGGAAGCAACAUCGAGGGGCUGGUUUGCAAGAAUGAUAAAACGGCAAUUGUGAGUAGACAAAAUCUUGGCAGAGCAGAAUCCGUCAAGAGAAAAGCAGAAAGCACCCAUCAAGCUAAAAGUGAUGCACAACCCAACAAAAAGACUCAAAGCACAGGGACUAAGCGCAAUGUAAAUAAAAAUCAGCCAAAGCAUAUUGAUGUGGAGCAACCCCAGGGAAAACCUGUAACUCGUGACAUGGUGGAGUCACAGGCCCAGUUUGCUACUCAUUCUGUGAACGAGGCUGUGACCAAACCUGCUGGUAGCAAUGUCAGUUUACAGGAUCCUGUAGUCAUUGGUAAUACAACUGUACCUCAAACAUCGCAGAGACUGUCUACAAGAUCUAGAAAUUCAAUUAGCAGGUUUACUGAGGAGAAUUCAGCUCCAUUCAAACAAUGCCAGAGUGUUUUGCCUAUCUCUCACGCUGAAGGAAGCAAUAUCGAGAGGCUGGUUUGCAAGAAUGAUAAAAUGGCUACUAGGAGUGGUCAUGUUCUUGACAUAUCAGCAUCCCUUAAGAGAAAAACAGAAAGCACCCAUCAAUCCAAAAGUGAUGCACAACCCAACAAAAAGACUCAAAGCACAGGGACUAAGCGCAAUAUAAAUAAAAAUCAGCCAAAGCAUAUUGAUGUGGCGCAACCCCAGGGAAAACCUGUAACUCAUGACAUCGUGGAGUCACAGGCCCAGUUUGCUACUCAUUCUGGACAAGAAAUCACACAAUCCGACUUUUUUGAAAUUCAGACCAAAUUUGCCUCUACAACUGUGAAUGAGGCUGUGACCAAGCCUGCUGGUAGCAAUGUCAGUUUCCAGGAUCCUGUCGUCAUUAGUAAUACAACUGUACCUCAAACAUCGCUGAGAGGGUCUACAAGAUCAAGAAAUUCAAGUUGCGGGUUUACUGUCCAAGAUGAGGACAAUUCAGCUACGUCCAAACUAUGCCAAAUUGUUUUGUCGCUCUCUAACGCUGAAGGAAGCAACAUCGAGAGGCUGGUGAGAAAUAUUUACCCUUCUGCUACAAAGCCUACAUACUGUAGAUAG